AGAUGGAGGCGGCGCUGGUGAGACAGCAUGUGCGUGGCCUGGUCAAGGCGGGAGUUAGACCAGAUGACAUUGCGGUUGUGACGCCGUAUAAUGCUCAGCUCUCCAUCCUGGCACCCCUCAAGGACGAGUUUCCCGGUAUCGAGCUCGGCAGUGUGGACGGAUUCCAAGGAAGAGAGAAGGAGGCAGUUAUCGUUAGCCUUGUCCGCAGUAACGACGAAGGCGAAGUCGGUUUCUUGGGCGAGAAACGACGGCUGAACGUUGCCAUGACGCGGCCGAAGCGGUCGUUGACAGUCAUUGGAGACUCGGAGACAGUCAAGAAGGGUAGCACAUUUCUGAAGAGAUGGAUGGAGUAUUUGGAGGAGAACGCCGACUUGAGGUAUCCAGACGUUUCGAGCUUGGCGUUGGAUUCAUGACAAUGACACAACGUGUAUAAGCAAGGGACGCAGCCCCGGGUGGAAGAUUUCAGGUCAGGCACCAGGUACGAAAUCCACGGACAUGGAAAGGGGACGAGUAAGAAUGCUUCUUCCUAGGGGAACGGCCCGAUAAACGCUUCGACGGAAACAGCAUGUUUGCCGCACCUGAAAGGACUUUUGGCAUUACUUUUUCAGGACAGGCACCUGUACCUGGGCAGUAUAAUAUCAUGAUGCUACACGCGACAUAAGCAAAAAGAGUCAUGGAAUCUAGGCAGACGAAGCGAGUUAGCGAGAUGCGCUCACGGCCUGCCACGUAUUGGGAAGCCGAAACGGGCAAAGGCAGGAGGCUCUUUUUGGACACCUCAGCUUGAAUUUGCACACUUUGU
This is a messenger RNA of Neurospora tetrasperma FGSC 2508, 799 nucleotides long. RefSeq lists its product as uncharacterized. The record is from RefSeq and is a predicted model, not a curated record. Gene Ontology annotation, molecular function: 5'-3' DNA helicase activity. NCBI's taxonomy places the organism in Eukaryota, Fungi, Ascomycota, Sordariomycetes, Sordariales, Sordariaceae. The transcript has 3 exons. The annotation marks the transcript as partial.